Triticum aestivum (bread wheat) is the source of this 520-nucleotide messenger RNA. RefSeq lists its product as uncharacterized. Bases 27 to 455 code for a protein of 142 amino acids. The record is from RefSeq and is a predicted model, not a curated record. The transcript has 2 exons. NCBI's taxonomy places the organism in Eukaryota, Viridiplantae, Streptophyta, Magnoliopsida, Poales, Poaceae.
CUGCCGGGCUAAGCCCGGGGCAGAUCAUGGUGGCGGGGGUCUCUCCUUCUCUCCCGUGUCUUGGCGUACGGUGGGGCCCCUGGCAUGUGGAGGAGCGGCUGGUCGGGUCCCGUGGGGCGGCGCUCAGCCUUGCCUCAUGGUGGCGGCGGGUGGCGCUGCGGCAGGACGUAUCUUGGAUUAGCAGCAGCAGCGGAUGGAUGCGCUCCUCUGCACUGCGCAAAUGGGUGGUGGGCAAGACGCUGGCCCCCGUUGCUGAUGGCGUGCUGGAGGCUUGGGGUGCCACCAAGGACUUGGAUCUCAACAUCAAGGCAUUGAGGUUGGAGCUGCUGCUCGUCCAGGCCAGCCUUGAAACCGCCAGGCGCAAGCAGGUCGAUGGCCCGGCCAUCCAGGAGCUAUUGGGGAAGCUGCGAGACUCCGCGCUCUCUGCAGAGGACUUGUUGGAUGAGCUGGACUAAUCCCUAGCGGGACGGAGCGAGUCCCCUCGAGAGAGUUCUCGUUGAGAGUCGUAGCGAGGUCACCU